Moneuplotes crassus is the source of this 393-nucleotide messenger RNA. The record is from the annotation of a GenBank genome assembly. NCBI's taxonomy places the organism in Eukaryota, Ciliophora, Spirotrichea, Euplotida, Euplotidae.
AUGGAAAUACUAAACUCACAAGUUCUCAAAGAUGUAUUCUGUGGCAGUGUAGGAGGUCUAGCAGGCACUAUUCUUUCGCACCCAUUUGACACAGUCAGGAUUAGGCUUCAACUCCAAUGAAGCAUUCAGAAGCAGUAUUCUGGAAUCUUGGAUUGAGGAAUGCAAAUUUUAAAGGCUGAAAAUUUCAGAGGGCUUUAUAAAGGUGUCGUUCCUCCCAUAGUCUUUCAAUCUCCCACCUAUGCACUCCUAUUUUCAGGCAAAGAGUUUGGAGAUAGGAUUCUUAAUAAUUUUGGAGAUGAGAGCUCUGACCUGAAGACCUUGAUAGCUGGAUCCAUUGGAGGAGCCUUCUCAAUACUAGUUCCUGAAGAUCAGAGCACAGUCAAACCGUGAUAA